AUGCCGGAAAUCGAUCCCGAUCUCGACGAGAAGAACCCUCCCGCCCUCGAUGAGGACGAUAUCGCUCUUUUAAAGACAUAUGGUCUUGGCCCGUACUCAACGUCUAUCAAGAAGGUUGAGAAGGAUAUCAAGGACAUGGCCAAGAAGGUCAACGACCUAUGUGGCAUCAAGGAGUCGGACACGGGUUUGGCUGCACCGAGCCAGUGGGAUUUGGUGUCGGACAAACAGAUGAUGCAGGAGGAGCAGCCGUUGCAGGUGGCGCGCUGCACCAAGAUCAUCAACCCCAACACAGACGACGCCAAAUACGUCAUCAACGUGAAGCAGAUCGCCAAGUUCGUGGUGGGGUUGGGGGACCGCGUCUCACCGACUGACAUUGAGGAAGGCAUGCGAGUGGGAGUGGAUCGCAACAAGUAUCAAAUCCAGAUCCCCCUGCCGCCCAAGAUCGACCCGAGUGUGACGAUGAUGACAGUGGAGGAGAAACCAGAUGUGACCUAUGGGGACGUGGGCGGAUGCAAGGAACAGAUUGAGAAGAUGCGCGAGGUGGUGGAGCUGCCCAUGCUGCAUCUUGAGAAGUUCGUGAAGCUGGGAAUCGACCCUCCCAAGGGCGUGGUGGAGCUCCCCAUGCUGCACCCGGAGAAGUUUGUUGUGGAGCUCCCCAUGCUGCACCCGGAGAAGUUUGUGAAGCUGGGCAUCGACCCCCCCAAGGGCGUGCUGUGCUACGGCCCGCCCGGCACCGGCAAGACCCUGCUGGCGCGUGCUGUGGCCAACCGCACGGAUGCCUGCUUCAUCCGCGUUAUAGGCAGCGAGCUGGUGCAGAAAUACGUGGGCGAGGGGGCCAGGAUGGUCCGCGAGCUGUUCCAGAUGGCGCGUUCCAAGAAGGCGUGCAUUAUUUUCUUCGAUGAAGUCGACGCCAUCGGAGGGGCGCGGUUCGACGAUGGAGCGGGUGGUGACAACGAGGUGCAGCGCACGAUGCUGGAGAUUGUGAAUCAGCUGGAUGGGUUCGAUGCCCGCGGGAACAUCAAAGUCCUCAUGGCUACCAACAGGCCCGAUACUCUUGAUCCUGCUCUUCUGCGCCCGGGUCGUCUUGAUCGCAAGGUGGAGUUCGGACUGCCGGACCUGGAGGGGCGCACUCACAUAUUCAAGAUCCACACUCGCACCAUGAACUGUGAACGCGACAUUCGAUUCGAGCUACUGGCCCGGCUCUGCCCGAAUUCCACUGGAGCUGACAUCCGCAGUGUGUGCACGGAGGCGGGCAUGUAUGCCAUCAGGGCGCGGCGCAAGACAGUGACUGAGAAGGAUUUCCUGGAAGCGGUCAACAAGGUCAUCAAGGGGUACCAGAAGUUCAGUGCUACACCCAAAUACAUGGUGUACAAUUGA
Messenger RNA from Closterium sp. Naga37s-1, 1377 nucleotides. Lineage: Eukaryota; Viridiplantae; Streptophyta; Zygnematophyceae; Desmidiales; Closteriaceae. The record is from the annotation of a GenBank genome assembly.